Messenger RNA from Aphanomyces invadans, 1603 nucleotides. RefSeq lists its product as hypothetical. NCBI's taxonomy places the organism in Eukaryota, Oomycota, Saprolegniomycetes, Saprolegniales, Verrucalvaceae. Gene Ontology annotation, biological process: regulation of DNA-templated transcription. The record is from RefSeq and is a predicted model, not a curated record. Gene Ontology annotation, molecular function: histone acetyltransferase activity. The transcript has 12 exons. The coding region runs from base 257 to 1414 and encodes 385 amino acids.
UCGAAUCAGAGCAAUUCAACAAGAAUGCCAAGCGCACCAGCAGUCCCAGCGACUGCAGCCACAAUGCAUUCAGGAUAUGCUGUCGGCUCGACGUUGGUAGCCCUUUGGAUGGGGGAGACGGAGCGCACAUGCGUCGUCAUCGAUCGAAGUACGACGUUCCAUGCGCUCGUAGAUUCCGCGAACAACUUCCUUCGUAGAAGAGAUCGCCUCCAACACAUUCAAGUACUACGUGCACUGGCAUGACUUCAAUCGCCGCAUGGACGAGUGGAUCAAUGCCAAUGAGGUCGUGCGUCGAGGAACCGACGAGGAGAUUAAACAUUUGCAGAAGAAGGAGCACAAGGAGAAGGAAAAAGAAAAAGAGCAUGGGGGCGGGAAUAGCGCCGAUCAAGGAGACACCAAGGACGGCGGUCGCACCCGUGGUCACAAGCGGAAGACCGAGAGCGACUUUGCAGAGCCCGACGAGCAUGAUGAGCACGAAGGAAUGGACGCAGCGAGUAUUCGAGAGCACGAAGAAGUGACAAAAGUCAAGAACAUUCGAUUCGUUGAGAUCGGUAAGUAUCGCAUGGCGGCAUGGUAUUUUUCGCCAUUUCCAAAGGAAUACUUUCCCGACGGCAGCAUCGAUUGUCUCUACUUUUGCGAGUUUUGCUUGACGUUUUUUCGGUACAAGACGGAAUUGCGACACCACCAAGAACGCGUUGCAUGCGCGAGGUACCCUCCCGGCAACGAAAUCUACCGUCAUGAAGGGAUUUCCGUGUUUGAGGUGGACGGCGCAAUUUCCAAGCCGUAUUGUCAGAACCUGUGCUACUUUGCCAAAUUAUUUCUCGACCACAAAACGCUGCACUACGACGUCGACCCGUUCUUGUUUUACGUCAUGUGCGAAGUCGAUGCGCGGGGCUUUCACCCUGUGGGGUACUUUUCGAAAGAGAAAUACUCGGAGCUCGGGUACAACUUGGCGUGCAUUUUGACAUUUCCGUGCCACCAGCGCAAAGGGUAUGGCAACUUUAUCAUUCAGUUCUCGUACGAACUGUCCAAGAAGGAAGAAAAGGUUGGGAGCCCGGAGAAGCCGCUGUCCGAUCUUGGGCUUGUGAGCUACCGCAGCUACUGGACAAAGGUCCUUCUCGGGAUUUUGAAGGAGCCCCAGCACAAGGAGCUUUCCAUCAUGGACCUGACCAAGCUUACAUCGAUCAAGAACGAAGACAUCAUCAGCACGUUGCAAUACUUGAACGUGAUCAAGUACUUUAACGGUCAAUAUGUGUUUGCCUUGAGCGACGACGUCGUGGACGAGCAGCUCAACAAAGUUACAAAGAAGGGCCCGCAGGUCGUUCCGGAGAAGCUCCAUUGGGCGCCACUGCACAUCGAAAUGAAGCGAGACAAGUGGUCGCUACGAGCCAAGGCGCACGAUGCGGAAGAGUGACGAGGCGUUUAUGUGCCCAUAGGGCAUGCUCGCGCUGCUCUGUACACCUCAACAGUGUGUAAAUAUGAUUUCAAGUGAAUGACACGGACGUUUGCUGCUUGUUUGACUCAUUUCCCCGUGCAAGAAGUCGCUGUGGUCGAAGAACUUGAAAGCGCCUAGGCCAGGGAGAGCUGUGAAAUGAAUCGAGUU